AUGGCAGAAUUGGGACGUCAGAUAGGAUUUGGAGGCUCAAAAUCAUCACCUGCCACGAAGUUGGAGUGGAUAGGUUCACACAAUUUACUGAUGUCUAGUAGUGCUAGUGUUGGCCCAUUUGGUUACAGGUCAAAUGUGAAGUUGUGGGACAUCAGGUCACAGAAAAUUGUCUGGGAGUGCCGAGAGUCAAACCCGGGACCUGUCGUUCAUCAGGCAAAAUCAGACUCUCUUUCCGAUUGUUUUGCUGAUGUGACAGUUAAUGAGAAAUUUGGCAGCAUAUUUAAAUUAGGUGCGAGGAAUGGGGGCCUUUUUAUGGUGGAUUUGAGGCAGCUCAACAACAGUAAUCCAUGGGUGGCAUUGGGGGAUACAAUUCCAGGUGUUAGAGGGGCACAAAAUAGGAUUUUGGGGUAUGGAAAGCGGGUUUUUGUUAGCAGGGGAGGGGAUAUAGAGGCAUGGUGUGAAGUGGAUCUAAGGGAGAAGUCAAAGAUUCUAAGGAAAAAUAUCGUGGAUAGUAAGCAGGGCAGCGAGAGGAUAACAAGAAUGACCGCAGGAGGGAACACACUAUUUGUUGCUAGGAAGGGUUUGCAAGGUGUUGAAGUGUGGGAUAGUUUGAGAUCAAAGGCUGCAAGUAACAGUCUUGUUUGA
Molecule: messenger RNA, 645 nt
Organism: Cryptomeria japonica (Japanese cedar)
Lineage: Eukaryota; Viridiplantae; Streptophyta; Pinopsida; Cupressales; Cupressaceae
Product: BTB/POZ domain-containing protein At5g41330-like
Exons: 1
Coding region: 1-645 (214 amino acids)
Source: RefSeq, a predicted model, not a curated record